GUUAGGGUUGCAGAGAGACACUGGGAAGGAGAGAUUAGAAUAGGAGAGUCUCCGCUGAUUCUGUUUGUUUGAAGGCAUCCCCCCUCUCUCGCUCUCUCUCUCUCCAUCUUUCUCUCUCUCUCUCUUUCUUUGUUCUCUCUCUCUCUCUCUCUCUCUCUCUCUCUCUCUCUCUCUCUCUCUCUCUCUCUCUCUCUCUCUCUCUCUCUCUCUCCCUCUGUCUCCCUCAGUCUGGUACCCUGUUCAAGAGUGAAUACCACAGCCUAAGACAUAGGACCAUGACUGGGGAACUGAGGCCACGUCGCCCAAAGGCAGGAACCAAGAGAGCCAGCAGUGAGGCCUUCGGAUCUGACUAUGACCUGGAGUAUGACAGCUAUCCAGAUGACCUCUACAACAGGGUGUUUGACUACCAGCGUGUCCCAGCCUCCAUGAUGCCAGCCCCAGUGGAGCCCAGCCCUAUGAAACACUCCCAUGGCCCCUCUUCCUCCUCCGGACUGCACCGCUCCAGAGACAGAAUACAGGGCAAGAGGAGUGCCCAGCGCACCGGCUCUUCCAGCAACAGGGCAAAGUUGAAGCUGGCAGAGCUGUUGGCCAUAAAGAGUGAGUUGACUCUGAUCAAGGUGCAAAUUGAUGGACUGCUGGACAGUGUGGAAAAGAUGGACAGACGGAGAAAAGAUCACUCAGAUUCACCACUGACCGGGGAGGGCAGUGUGUCGGACUCAGUGAGCAGUCUGGACGACUCCCCUGUCAGCCUUCACCACAGACAGAGAGAGAGCCCAGAGCCAGGAGAAGCCAGCGAUGAUUACCACCAGCACCACCACAGGAUACAUAACCAUCAUUCUGAUCUGGAAGAUAACAUGUGAGGAGAUCAGGUAUACAUGGCUAAUAAAGACUCAAUGAACCCAAUGACAGCAGCACAGCGACAUGGAGAGGGAUUCAAGUGAAGAGGAGUGAUCAUCUCUGAUCACAGUCAACAUGGACAGAACCUUCAAAUACACUGUACCUUACAAAGUUGGAUCUUCAGUGAAUCUUUUCUUUUGAUGAGUAAGAAAUAUUUCCCUGGUUACCCUCAGUUCCUUUCCCACAGUAAGCUUCUGUCCACCUUUGUGUCUCCAGCUCCCCUUUGUAACAGGUUCCUACAGACUUAUGGACUCAACAAAAUAUGGCAGCUUUAAAAAAAAAUGUGUAGUCUCUUGAAGAAUGGGUCUGACAACUGAUAUGCAUCACACAGACAGACACACCCACAUUUAUACAACUACAGUUGAAGUUGGAAGUUUACAUAUACUUAGGUUGGAGUCAUUAAACUUGUUUUUCAACCACUUCACAAAUUUCUUGUUAACAAACUAUAGUUUUGGAAAGUCAGUUAGGACAUCUACUUUGUGCAUGACACAAGUAAUUGUUUCCAACAAUUGUUUACAAACAGAUUAUUUCACUUAUUUCACUGUAUCACAAUUCCAGUGGAUCAGAAGUUUACGUACACUAAAUUGACUGUGCCUUUAAACAGCUGGGAAUAUUCUAGAAAAUUGACAUUAUUUGAGUCAAUUGGAGGUGUACCUGUGGAUGUAUUUCAAGACCUACCUUCAAACUCAGUGCCUCUUUGCUUGACAUCACUGGAAAAUCAAAAGAAAUCAGCCAAGACCUCAGAAAACAAAUUGUAGACCUCCAAGUCUGGUUGAUCCUUGGGAGCAAUUUCUAAACGCCUGAAGGUACCACGUUCAUCUGUACAAACAAUAGUACGCAAGUAUAAACACCAUGGGACCACGCAGCCGUCAUACCGCUCAGGAAGGAGACGCAUUCUGUCUCCAAGAGAUGAAUGUACUUUGGUGUGAAAAGUGCAAAUCAAUCCCAGAACAACAGCAAAGAACCUUGUGAAGAUGCUGGAGGAAACAGGUACAAAAGUAUCUAUAUCCACAGUAAACCAAGUCCAAUAUCGACAUAACCUGAAAGGCUGCUCCGCAAGGAAGAAGCCACUGCUCCAAACCCACCAUUAAAAAAAGCCAGACUACGGUUUGCAAAUGCACAUGGGGACAAAGAUCGUACUUUUGGAGAAAUGUCCUCUGAUCUGAUGAAGCAAAAGUCGAACUGUUUGGUCAUAAUGACCAUCGUUAUGUUUGGAGGAAAAAGGGGGAGGCUUGCAAGCCGAAGAACACCAUCCUAACCGUGAAGCACGGGGAUGGAAGCAUCAUGUUGUGGGGGUGCUUUGCUGCAGGACGGGUUGGUGCACUUCACAAAAUAGAUGGCUUCAUGAGGAAGGGAAUUUAUGUGGAUAUAUUGAAGCAACAUCUCAAGACAUCAGUCAGGAAAUCAAAUCUUGGUCGCAAAUGGGUCUUCCAAAUGGACAAUGACCACAAGCAUACUUCCAAAGUUGUGGCAAAAUGGCUUAAGGACAACAAAGUCAAGGUAUUGGAGUGGCCAUCACAAAGCCCUGACCUCAAUCCCAUAGAACAUUUGUGGGCAGAACUGAAAAGGCGUGUGCGCGAAAGGAGGCCUACAAACCUGACUCAGUUACACCAGCUCUGUCAGGAGGAGUUGGACAAAAUUCACCCAACUUAUUGUGGGAAGCUUGUGGAAGGCUACCCAAACGUUUGACCCAAGUGAAACUAUUUAAAGGAAAUGCUACCAAAUACGAAUUGAGUGUAUGUAAACGUCUGACCCACUGGGAAUGUGAUGAAAGAAAUAAAAGCUGAAAUAAAUAAUUCACUCUACUAUUAUUCUGACAUUUCACAUUCAUUAAAAAAGUGGUGAUCCUAACUGACCUAAAACAGGGAUUUUUUACAAGGAUUAAAUGUCAGGAAUGGUGAAAAACUGAGUUUAAAUGUAUUUGGCUAAGGUGUAUGUAAACUUCCGACUUCAACUGUACAUUCGUAAUGUUGUACUGCCACUUGAUGUAUUCAGAUCACCACAGAUUAGGAAUAUGUAAUUAAUCAAUUGAUAUAAAUAGCCAUUUGAGAUUGACCAGGCAUCGGACAACAAUAUUAGGCAUCUAAACUCCCUGUGUGUUCUCCUCUACUUUGCAUAUUUGUCUCUACCAACUUCCCAUAGCUUCCACAUUAGUACUGUCAGUAGCUAGGUUUCCAUCCAAAUGGAGUCAGAUAUUUAUGCAAAUAUUCUCAAAUCGGCAUAAAGAAAAUAUGCACAUUUUACCACUAGUGGUGUGUUUUCAUUCCACCAAACUGACUUGUUGUGGAUAAAAAAAAAUAGUGAGUGAUGACAUAGUGCACAUACAAAUAACUUGUGCGGUUAAAUUCCCAUGUACCGGAAAAAAACCCACGCUAAAUAGGUUUCCUUCGCAUUUUCAACUCUACUGAUGGUUGGGUGAUGAAAUACAGUAUGUUGCGUCAUCGCGAAUGUGCCCACUCUGGUAUUGGCACACGUGCGCUCUAGCCAACAGCUAUACUGUUACAUACAUGAUGAGAUUAUUAUGGAAAGAGUGAGAUUAUUUAUAUUUGUCAAAUGGCAGCCAAACAUAGAUCAUCAUAUCACUAGGAUAAGACUCUCCAAUAUGUAUUGGAAAGGACUAUCAUGUGUUGUCAUUAUCAGUAGCUAGGUUUCCAUCCAAUUGGCAACAGAUUUUCAUGCGAAUAUUCUAAAAUCCGCAUAAAAACAAUGUGCGCAUUUUCCCAACACGUGUUUCCAUCAAAUUUACUUGUUGCGGAUAAACGACUGUGCGUGAUGACAUAGAGCAAAUAAAAAUAACAUUUGCGGUUAAAUCCCCUUGUACCGAAUAAAAAAAUACACGUCAAAUGCAUUUCUUUCGCAUUUUCAACUGUAUUGAUGUAACAUGAUGAGAUUAUUAUGGAUUAAAGAGCGAUAUUGUUUAUCAAACGGCAGUCAAGCGUCGAUGAUCAUGUCACCAGAAUAAUAACCUCGAUAUUUAUUGGAGCAUUAAACUCAUCACCUUGCACUUUCACAACCCUGUUCAAUUCACCAUCAUUUAUUUAAUAUGUAGCUAAUAAACUGCAUGCUUUCCCGACGAGUUGUAGUGGGAGGACCACACCACAAACCAUCGUGUGUCUCCAAGUUAACUUCAAUAUGAGGGUUAUUAUAUCAAUACUUGCGCCUAAAAGCGUUUCCACCGACAUUUCCCGCAAAAUGAAUUUUACCGAAACAAAAAGAUCCUGUAUUUUGUUUUGUAGACAUUUGGAAAGUUUACCAACACUUGUUCUGUUUCCAUUGUGCCUGUCAUACAAUUUCUUUUCAGACGUACUUUACUUGCAUACAAAGGUUGGAUGGAAACCUUAUUGACUUGAGGAGGAAUUUGUUGAUUGCGUUAUUCUGGUGACAAUAUCGGCAUCAAACUAUUUUCUUUACCCCAGGAGGUGCUUCAAUGCCACAACUAAAAACUAUUAUUCAUUGUAAAUAGUCAUAACAAUUGCCAUUGAAAAAUACUACAGGGUUGUUCCACGAAAUUAGUGCCUUUUGCUUCCCUUUGAUAUUUGAAGUAGAAAUUGUGCACAAAUAUUGCAUUUUAAAAGCCUCUUAAAUGAAAUGCCAUUGAAUAUAGACCACAUUGGAUUUCAAUACAUUUGAUUUUUAAUAUGAAUAAAAAACUUGCUAAAGUGCCAAAAGUCAGCACUUUGACAUCUCUCUCUGUGCAUCCUCUGUGACCUCAAGGAAAAUGUUAACCCUCUUCUUCACCCCAACAUUUCUCCAGGAUUUCAUCAUCAUUGUAAAGCCCUAGUUAUUUUGUUGCUUUGACCAAGUCAUUUCUGAAGAUUAUUUAUUUAUUUAAUAUUAUUAGUGAUACAUUUUAAGGUAAAGAAAAACCCUGUCCCUCAUUUUAAGGUCAACCCUGUUAUGUAAACUGAACACUAUUUUAGUAUGCUGAAACUAUUCCUUUAAAAAAAUUGUUUUUUCAAAAGAGACAUUAAACUUUGAACAGUCAAAUCAGGUGAGCUCGUUCUACUAUUUUUUUUGUCAUUUUCUGGUGUUUUGUGGUGGAGAACUGAGUGGGUAAAGCAUAAGAUGUUGCCCAUAGACAGGCUAGAAAUUAUUUUAACAAUUUCGAUGUUUUUAGUGAAGCUUGCAUUCAAUUGCCUCUCCUUGUUGCACACACCAAGCUUCUAUUCCCCUUGUCACAAGGGGAUUCAUGUCUGCUUUAAGUUGUCAACCUUGUUACUUUAUUUGGCACUUAAUAGGCAUGCAAUUACUGUAGUCAUUUCUUUUUUACCUCUAGAGAUGGGAACAUUUUGUUUUAUGUUAAGUUGAACAUGUGCUCUUUGUGACAGAAGGUAAAAAUGUAGUGAAAUAAAAUGUUUUUAUCCCCAGCGUGUUUAACUAUUCAAAAGGCACCUAAUUGGUGGAACGACCUUACUGUAUAAUGUUGUACUGUAUUUUAAACCAUGGCUAUUUGAAAACAACUGUUAAAAUAAGUAUAUUUCACUUUCUUUAUGACCAGCAAGAAAAUAAAUCCAGACUAUUUACUCUGGAAAAAAUUAAGUUGAAGAUGUGAUGGUUUUUCAUAGAUUCCCAGUAUAUUAUUAUAUUAAGCAUUUGCGUUUACUUUGCAUUAUUAUAUAUGUUUCAUGAAGUCUCGUGGUUUUUUGUGUUUAUAAAAUACUGAAUAUAAACUAUACAUUGGUGACAGUAGUAAAGGUAUGACUAUUUUCGAAUAACUGAGUAUGCAUAUUUAUUUAACAUACAUUUGAGUAGCCUGAGCAUAGAAAUGUGGUGGCUUAUUGUUUGGCAGUGUUCUCUGUACUCAGUUCAAUAAUUUACCUGACUUGUAAACAAUUAGUAAUUAUUAUAUUAUUUUCUUUAUUUUUAUCUGUGGACUAUUCUAAUUUGAUUGUCUAUUUUAUAUUGUCUUGUUAUGGGCAAUUAAGUCGGCCAGGCGACCACAAUAAACACUGUAUCAACCA
Molecule: messenger RNA, 5858 nt
Organism: Oncorhynchus keta (chum salmon)
Lineage: Eukaryota; Metazoa; Chordata; Actinopteri; Salmoniformes; Salmonidae
Product: RNA-binding Raly-like protein
Exons: 8
Coding region: 276-860 (194 amino acids)
Cellular component (GO): nucleus
Molecular function (GO): RNA binding
Source: RefSeq, a predicted model, not a curated record